Leopardus geoffroyi (Geoffroy's cat) is the source of this 4921-nucleotide messenger RNA. RefSeq names its product interleukin 16 (gene IL16). NCBI's taxonomy places the organism in Eukaryota, Metazoa, Chordata, Mammalia, Carnivora, Felidae. The transcript has 19 exons. Gene Ontology annotation, biological process: induction of positive chemotaxis; leukocyte chemotaxis. Gene Ontology annotation, molecular function: CD4 receptor binding; cytokine activity. Bases 661 to 4650 code for a protein of 1329 amino acids. The record is from RefSeq and is a predicted model, not a curated record.
UUUAAGACGGGUAUGAUAACAUCGGCUGGACUGGGGGCAGGUUGUGGGAGCCGACGUUUGCAUAAAGCUAGCAGCGUGCCAGGCCCGAGGACGCCUGCUGGGGAUCAGGGGUUCUGGGCGGGGCUGCCCCCUCCCGGUGUUCCCCGCAGCCCAGCAGAUGGUGGCCUUUGUUCCAGGGCUCAGCUUCCCCGCGCUGGCAGCCUCCCUUUCGGACCCAGGCUUUUCACGGGGAGAAAUCAGAUGGCUCAGGUCGGGAGUCUCUAAGCAAACCCGCGCCAGGCUGGACACGUUCGCCCUGAGUCACCUGUCCAGAGCAGGUGGCGAGGGCAGCGUCUGACUCAGAGCAUCCCAGCCGGCGGCGGGGCCUGGGAUGGGACCUGCAGAGCGGCCUCUGGGCGAGGACGGAAGUCUAUUUCCCAUCCUCCGCCGGCUCUGACCCAGGCCGGGGCCCCAGGCUGUCCCGGGGAGAUGGUGCCUUCACCUCUGCCGGGGAGCCGGAGAGAAAACUGAGGGAGGUGGUUGCCCUGGGCACCACGUGCAGGGAGGUAGGUGGGCCCAGGGCGCGACAAAGCGGUGGCCAAGCCCAGCCCGGCCAGCGCCCGCCAGCCGAGGGCCGCGGGCCAGGAGAAAACGAAGGGCAGCUCCGCGGCCUCUCUGAGGAUGGACCCGCACGGCCGCGCUGGCAGGAGCAGGAAGUCCACGAAACUGCGGUCUGUCUCCCGCUCCCUGAUGCUCUGUCACGCGAAGACCAGCGACGACGGCUCGAGCCCCGACGAGAAGUACCCCGAUCCCUUUGAGAUGCCCCCGGGCCAGGGCAGGGAGCGGAUUUUCCACUCGCCGGUGCAGCUGGCAGACACAUCGGAGGCCGGGCCCGGCAGCCUUCCCGAUCUAACGCCGGCCUCGGAGGCGGCUCCGCUCCACGCCGCCGGGGGCGAUCGAGACAAGAACCGUAGGAGGAUGUUGUUCCUGAAGGAAGCUUCCACAACUGCUUCUCGAGAAAAGUCUGGGAGAGUAGAACCGCAAAGUAGUAACUGCCAGCUUCCCAAAGCCUGUCACCAAAGGACACGCAGCAACUCGACCAGCCUUAAUCCCUAUGGCACAGGGGAGAUCGACUUUCGCACGAUAAAGAGCUCUGAGGCCUGCACGGACAGGCAGCCUUAUCCCCUGUGUGGCAGCCGGAAGUCCCUCUCUCAGCAGCUGGACUGCCCAGCGGGAAAGUCUGCGGGCAGCUCGAGACCCACCCGGUCGCUCAGCACAGCUCAGCUGGCACAGCCCUCGGGGGGCCUCCAGGCUUCCGUCAUCUCCAACAUCGUGCUGAUGAAGGGCCAGGCCAAGGGCCUGGGCUUUAGCAUCGUCGGGGGAAGGGACAGCAUUUACGGCCCCAUCGGAAUUUACGUCAAAACCAUCUUUGCGGGGGGAGCGGCGGCAGCGGACGGACGGCUGCAAGAAGGGGAUGAAAUUCUGGAGCUCAACGGAGAAUCGAUGGCCGGACUAACACACCAGGACGCCCUGCGCAAGUUCAAGCAAGCCAAAAAGGGGCUCCUGACCCUCACCGUGAGAACGCGCCUGACGGCACCCCACUCGCCGAGCAGCCACCUGUCGCCCCCGCUGUGCCGCUCCCUGAGCUCCAGCACCUGUGCCACCAAGGACAGCGGGCCCUUCGGCUUGGGGAGCCCCGCCGCCCCCCCCAGCACGGCCAAGCCCAACUACAGAGUCAUGGUGGAGGUCUCUCUGCAGAAAGAGGCUGGCGUUGGUCUGGGCAUCGGCCUGUGCAGUGUGCCCUAUUUCCAGUGCAUCUCCGGCAUUUUCGUUCACACGCUCUCUCCGGGGUCUGUGGCACACUUGGAUGGACGGCUCUGGUGUGGGGACGAGAUCGUGGAAAUCAAUGACUCCCCUGUGCACUGCCUGACGCUCAAUGAAGUCUACGCGAUCCUGAGUCACUGCAGUCCUGGGCCCGUCCCCAUCAUCGUCAGCCGGCAUCCAGACCCACAGGUGUCUGAAAUGCAACUCAAAGAAGCUGUGGCCCAGGCCGUGGAGAAUGUCAAGUUUGGAAAGGAGAGGCAUCAGUGGAGCCUGGAAGGUGUCCCGAGGCUGGAGAGCAGCUGGCAUGGGCGGCCGACCUUGGAGAAGGAGAGAGAGAGGAACUCAGCAGCCCCUAAUCGCAGGGCUCAGAAGGUCAUGAUCCGUUCCAGCAGCGACAGCAGCUAUGUGUCCGGGUCCCCCGGGGGAAGCCCCGUCAGCGGCAGUGAGCAGCAGCCUUCCGACCUGGAAGUCCACACGCCCAGCCCGAGCCUGUCCCCAGUGCAGGAGCCGGGGACGCUUCCCGUGGCUCCGUCCCGGCCGCCCCAGGAGAGCCCGCCCCGCCCUGGGUUCCCGCACAGCCACCCACCGCUGAGACUGAAGAAAUCCUUCGAGAUUUUGGUGAGAAAACCCACGACUUCCAAGCCCAAGCCUCCGCCCAGAAAAUACUUUAAAAGUGACAGCGACCCUCAGAAGAGUCUGGAAGAGAGAGACAACUCCCCAUGCCCUUCUGGGCCCACUUUGCCGGCAUGUGGCCAGGAAGCCAGCGGGCUGCCGCCAGCGCCUCGGCCGCCAGGGCAGGAAGACACGGCGGGGAGAGCCUCCCGCGCCCUCGCCUGCUGCCCGGGGCCCGCGGCGGGCCCGUCCUCGGAGGCCGAGCCGGGGAGGAGAGGAGCCAGCCCAGGGGUCCCCACGUCCCCGGCGAAACACCCGCUCCUCAAGAGGCAGGCCCGAAUGGACUAUAGCCUCGACAUCGCGGCCGAAGAGCCCUGGGUGAGAAUUUCCGACUGCAUCAAGAACCUGUUCAGCCCCAUCAUGAGUGACGGCCAUGGUCACAGGCCGCUGCAGCCCGGUGCCAGUCUGGGCGAAGAAGACAGGGUGCAGGGCCGCCCGGACGGGACCCCGCCGGAGCUGGGCGCCACCGGGGCUGCCCCCAAGGUCUGCAAGUCGGUGGACAGCGGCACCGUGAAGAAGGGUCCUCCCGUGGCCCCCAAGCCGGCCUGGUUCCGCCACAGCUUGAAAAGUCUGAGGACGCGUGCUGCAGACCCGAGGCGGCCGCCCGACCCGGCCUCCCCCGCCCCGCCGGCACCCGCCUCCAGGGAGCGCCCCCCGGGGCCGCCCGCGCGGGCCUUCUCCUCCAUCAGGCAGAGAAUCAGCUCUUUUGAGACCUUCGGCUCCUGUCAGCUGCCCGGCAGAGGAGCCCAGGGAGCGAGCCUCGAGGCCUCCGUCGGGGAGGCAGCACGGCCCCCGGGGGAGCGAGAGGGAGGUCGGCUUUCUGGCCUCUCGGGGCGAGGGGCCGCCCCCACCUCCGAGCAGCAGCAGCAGCAACCAGAGAGGCAGCAGGUGGCACAGGGCCCCCCCACCCACCCCGAGCCCGGGGACCCGGGCGCGUCGGCGUCCCCUCUCCCGGGACGGCCGUCCAGCCAGAAAGCCCCCCUCCCUGACCCCGACCCUCUCCUGAGGCUGCUGUCGACACACGCGGAGGAACCUCGAGGCCCGGUGGUCAAGGUGCCCGGCCAGUGGGCACGAAGCUUCCCGCUGUCCAGGACCCAGUCCUGCGAGGUGAAGCUGCCGGGCGAGAAGACCAGUCAGCUCUACUCCAUCAGUAGCCGGGUGUCGUCGGCUGUCAUGAAGUCCUUGCUGUGCCUCCCGUCCUCCGUCUCCUGGGGCCAGGCUGCCUGCGCCCCCAGGGACGGGGGCUGUCCCGCGUCCUCGGCCAGCGACGCCCCGGCCGCGAGCAGUGCCGCGGAACCGCCUGCCUCGGACACGGGGUUCUCCCUCAACCUUUCAGAGCUGAGAGAGUACACGGAGGGGCUCGGGGAGCCCACGGAAGCCGACAGCCGGGACCACUGCUCCCCUCAGUCUGGCCAAUCGGUUAUCUCCCUGCUGAGCGCCGAGGAAUUAAAGAAGCUCAUCGAGGAAGUGAAGGUUCUGGAUGAAGCGACCUUAAAGCAGUUGGACAGCAUCCACGUCACCGUGUUGCACAAAGAGGAAGGGGCCGGCCUUGGGUUCAGCCUGGCGGGAGGAGCGGAUCUAGAAAACAAGGUGAUCACGGUGCACAGAGUGUUCCCCAACGGGCUGGCCUCCCAGGAAGGAACUAUUCAGAAGGGCAACGAGGUUCUCUCCAUCAACGGCAAGUCCCUCAAAGGGGCCACGCACAACGACGCCCUGGCCAUCCUCCGCCAAGCUCGGGACCCCAGGCAAGCUGUGAUUGUGACACGGAAGCCGGCUCUGGAGGCCGCGCCCGACCUGAACUCAUCUACAGAUUCUACAAACUCGGCUUCUGUGGCCAGCGACGUUUCUGGGGAUUCCGCGGAGGCCACGGUGCACACGGUGACGCUGGAGAAGACGUCCGCGGGGCUGGGCUUCAGCCUGGAAGGCGGCAAGGGCUCCCUGCUCGGGGACAAGCCUCUCACCGUGAACAGGAUUUUCAAAGGGGCAGCCUCGGAACAGAGCGAGACGAUCCAGCCGGGAGAUGAAAUCUUACACUUGGCCGGCACUGCCGUGCAGGGGCUCACGCGGUUUGAAGCCUGGAACAUUAUCAAGACGUUGCCUGACGGCCCCGUCACGAUCGUCAUCCGGAGGAGAAGCGCCCAGUCCUCGGGGACCACAGCGGCUGGGGACCCCUAGGCAGGCCAGCGCCGACACCAAAGCCGGGGACAGACAGCUCCUCACAACUGCUAAUUCUCAGGGUCACUGCUCACCCCUGCCUGGAGGGGGGAGGCAGCAGAGUCACGCUUCCUGGUCGCUGCUGCCCUGGUCCAGACCUUCUGGGACACGCCCAGCCAGGGGAAGGGCCCGGUCACGCCGGGGAGGCCGACACUGCCUACAGACUAUGUCCAGAGAGCGUAACGGUAAUACUGUGGUGCUAUAAAUAAAAUGGACGCGUUACAGUUUGAUA